AACAGAACAAAGAAACUCAUACAGGUUUGGAACAACUUGAGGUUCUUCGUACACAGUUCGCAUUCGGAAAAGCUUGUGGCCCGACUGAAUAUAAAUCAUCUGCUGGAGAAUGUUGCCCCAUGUGCAAUAUUGGAUCAGUUGUUCACCUUGACUGUAGUGGGGACUUUAGUACCACGUGCAAACCCUGCACUCCAGGAACAUUCAUAAGUGAGCCUAAUGGGCUUCAUAAAUGUUUCACAUGCAGAAACUGUGUUGAAAGUCAAGGCCUUUACAUCCGGCAUAAAUGCACUACAAUACAAGACACCAUCUGUGGUAUACUUGAUGAAUAUUACUGUAUUGAUUACUCAAAUUUACAGUGUAGUCACGCUCAAAAACACAGUGUUUGCAAACCAGGACAAGAAACAAAAACACCAGGUGAAUUUAAGAACACUCUCGGUGUCUGCCUUACAGGAACAAAGACAUCAGAUGCAGUAUGUGUGGACUGCUCUCAUGGGUUUUAUUCUCCAUCAGGUUUGAACUGCACCAAAUGGACUGAUUGUUCAGCUAGGAAUGAAAUUGAGACAGAAAAUGGCAGCUCUGUUAAAGAUGUCACAUGCACAACGAAAAGGCGGGAAAGAUAUGGUCUCAUUUUUGCAAUAGUCUUAACAUCAUUAUUCUACAUAAUUCUAUACAUUGCCCCACAGAGCACAAGUUGUAAACUUAAAUAUCCUAUUGAAGAAACAAAUCCUGCAGCCCAAGACAACACAGCACAACCCAAAAACAACACACUGCAAGAGGGAUAAACACUUAGGAACAAGUUGCUUCCCAAGAAUCUGUCACACCACCUGAUGGUUCUCUAGCAACCCACUUAUUAUAGAAGUGUGACAUUGCAUUCUUAUCCGUCUGCUGUGACCUUGUCGUGGUGGAGAAGCUUGAGUUCUUCCAGCACCUUGAGAACUGUGAGAGCAUGUUAACCACACCAGUGUAAUCACAUCUAGGAGGACAAACUAACAUCAAGCACCUAUACAGACCUAGGGCCUGUUCUUCGUACGUCGCUUAUUACAUCUGAGAUCAAAUGACACAUCCAAGAUGAUAUCAUCAUGCUAAUCAUGAUCCGGCUAAUUGGGUUCUUCAAACACACCUGUUGUGUAUGAUUAGUAUCGCUGGAUUGAGUUA
Carassius auratus (goldfish) is the source of this 1155-nucleotide messenger RNA. RefSeq names its product tumor necrosis factor receptor superfamily member 14-like. The record is from RefSeq and is a predicted model, not a curated record. Gene Ontology annotation, molecular function: protein binding. The coding region runs from base 120 to 782 and encodes 220 amino acids. The transcript has 9 exons. Gene Ontology annotation, biological process: defense response to Gram-positive bacterium; negative regulation of alpha-beta T cell proliferation; positive regulation of peptidyl-tyrosine phosphorylation. NCBI's taxonomy places the organism in Eukaryota, Metazoa, Chordata, Actinopteri, Cypriniformes, Cyprinidae. Gene Ontology annotation, cellular component: external side of plasma membrane.